AUGUUUCAGUUACAAGGGAUUUUGGACCUGUGCAACUCUCCCGGACUUCUAGAGGAAGAGACGCGCUGGAAGCUCAAAGAAAUGUUUCCAAACCUACAAGAUGUUAACACACCAAGUUUUACUGCUCGCUCUGAUGUUGGACAGUGUAGUCCGCGACCAUCAACAGAAUCAAGUUCUAAAGCAGAAAAUGAUGAUGAUGUCGAUGACGAAGCAAAAGAUGAAAUCGGCGAGACGUUGCAAAAACUUUCUAAAAAGUUUGGACUGCAACAAGUGAGUGAUGAUGAGGAAUUUGUUGCAAUGCCGAUCUCAAGGCGACGAACAACUGAGUAUGAUGAAACGGCAAGUUUUACUGCUCGCUCUGAUGUUGGACAGUGUAGUCCGCGACCAUCAACAGAAUCAAGCUCUAAAGCAGAGAAUGAUGAUGAUGUUGAUGAUGAAGCAAAAGAUGAAAUCGGCGAGACGUUGCAAAAACUUUCCAAAAAAUUUGGUUUGCAACGAGUGAGUGAUGAUGAGGAAUUUGUUGCAAUGCCGAUCUCAAGGCGAAGAACAACUGAAUAUGAUGAAACGACUGAGAAAAUCACAGCUCAGAAGUUUGUGGAUUCCUUGGUCGAUCGCAUCACAGAAUGGAGCAGCUUCAAGUCAACACUAGAACUUGAUGAAGCUAUUCUAGAGUUCUCUUCAGAAUUCUAUAAUGAUUUUUCUGCUGUGCACAAUGAGGCCUUUAAAUCGAAAUCGAAAAUACAGCAGGAAUUCCUAAACACUGAUGCCAUCUAUAUAACCGCAUAUUCAACCUUGUGUUUGGCAUAUCGAGGAGAGGAUACAAUGCAAUGGGUAAAACCAACUUUUCGUGACACACUUCUGAAAUCCGGUUGCAUUGUAUAUGUUAGCGAAAGUUGGCUACAAAAAACAACUUUUCGUGACACUCUUCUGAAAUCUGGUUGCAUUGUGUAUGUUAGCGAAAGUUGGCUACAAAAAGUUUACGAUCACGCUGUUAAAGCUCCUUUUGCAGAGUUUUCUGGAGCACUGCUAGGCGUUGUACAAGACUUUGAUGGACUUGAUCGUCGCAUUUUGACAGAUGUGGAACGUCUGCGAAAAAUUUCUCAAGGAAAACCGCCUAUAAAACCUGAAGAAGCUAUCUAUAAGCAGAAGAAGUUCGCACUUAAUCACUUUCCUCAGUUUGCGAAGAGGAAUCCAGGAAAGAUAGUGCUACUCUGCUCACUGUUCUCUAUUCCAGAAAGAAUAGCAGCUCGAUGGUUGAUGACUUCGGCAUGGGACUCAGUUGUUCAAAUCCUCUCCACUUUUCUCGGAAUUAAAGAUCGCCGCAAAGCUCGUCAAAAGGUCCAAGAUGGAGUGGAACACUCAAUCAGAGGCAUGCAACUUUUAGCAGCUGUAGCUUUAGAACUUGAGCUUGCUGAACGCUGCGGAUGGAUUUUCGAGAAUCUCGUUGAAUCAUCUUGUGACGUGGAUGAAUUGAGAACGCUUGCGAGCUCAGAAGAACACGGUGUCCCGAAUAAAUGUUUAUAUUCAUUUGAGUAUACUUCCUAUAUAUUGCCAACAAUCAACCUUCUAAAAUCAUUCUGGAGAUUGAGAAUUAAAGCUGCAAAAUUCAAAGGCGUAAGGCGACGCAAAAAUGUUGUCGCUAGUAUUAAACGAGUUCGAGUGCUAUCAAGAGAAGAUCUGCUCAGUAUCCAGCUGAAACGAGUUCGAGUGCUAUCAAGAGAAGAUUUGCUUAGUAUCCAGCUGGUGCUAGACAACGCUUUUGUCUCAAUUCAUGCUCCUGAAUGUUGGAAACAUGUGAUAAGAUGCAGCGAAUAUGUGUGGGAGCUCGAAAAAUUCAUCUAUGGGGCACUAUGUUACGAGAAACCUUCUCGCUUCAGCUUUAGGAGGAAAAAACGACAAGAACCACCUCAACAUAAUGAAGAGGUGGGAACAUCAGCUGCUGAUCGUUCAGUGGAUACUGCUAUCAGUAAUGGAGAGUUGGACAAAGACAGCCUGAGUCGAGCAUUAUGCAUAUUAAUAGCUAAAGUAGAUAGAUUCUACUCGACAGUGGGUCACGAACUGAAUCUACGUUCUAUGCGCGAGUUAUGCGUUGCCAUUACGAAUGCCAGUGAAAAUCGAAUUGUCUAUUCUGGCAAAAAGGCUCCUGCGCUUACACCAGCAACGAAUUUGCUAACAAGGAUUUCUGAAAUCCUGGCUCCUUUGGGCAACCGCCCGCUUGUGCAUCAAAUGCUACUUUGGCCAACUGUUUGCGCUCAUUUUGUGCAGGUAGCAUCAUGUCCAGAUGAAUCUCGUAUUGGCGUAACAGCCCUCUCAGAUGUGAUCUCUAAUCUCUUACUCUCCGAAUCUCAAGGACUCUGCUUUAAUCAAAUGCUUAUAGCACCUUUUCAGGCAAUCAUCUGCUCGGAUACGUGUUCGCCAGAAACACGGGAACAAAUAGUGGCGGCUCUCGCUGAUUUUGUGAAAACAAAAUCAGAACGAAUUGGUUCAGAGGAUCAACUUAGUGAAGCCGCUUUACGACUUGUAACUCCCACUUACACAGUGAUUCUGAAUCUUUUCAAAACGCCCCAUAUACCCAAUCCUAACCUUCUCCAUAAGUGAGU
This is a messenger RNA of Strongylus vulgaris, 2600 nucleotides long. The record is from the annotation of a GenBank genome assembly. NCBI's taxonomy places the organism in Eukaryota, Metazoa, Nematoda, Chromadorea, Rhabditida, Strongylidae.